AUGAAAAUCAUAACAUAUGAAGUAUAUGGUCUGAAUAUAUAUCAUUUAUACUUGAAUAUAAUUUACUACGUGCCAUCAGAUACCUCAAUAUAUAAAGAAUUCACAUAAUAUCAAAAAAAUAUAAUAAUAGACACAAUUGUUUGGUCACAAGUGAGUGAUGUCUCUUAGUCACUGAUAAUUAAGAGAUGAUCAAAUACUAUUUAUAUAUUGAAUUAUGUUGAUAUUUAAAGUGACAAAUAGUGGAAAAUAAGAGUAGAAUCUCACCUUAAUAAUCUUUCAAUCACCAAGAGAGGGUUUUAUAAGGUAGAAAACACUUAUAUAAUAUGGUUGGGGUUUAUACUAUAUCAAUAGAUAAUUGUAAUGACACAAAAGAAAUCCUUUAAAUAAUAGCAAGGGAUCUAUAGGAGAAGAUGAUUCAAAAGAAACAAAAAAAUAUUCAUUCAAGCAACAAGAAUCAAAUACAAUGAAAAUACUUGGCCAAAACAAGCGUUCUUCUAGGAAUGAUAUCUAGAGAACAUUAAGUGGGCUCCAAAGUAGAUCUUGAACUUGCUUCCUCCCUCUAGAUCUUAAAUGAAUCCUCAAAAAUGUAAGCUUGCUCCUCUCCUCUCAAGAGUGUCAUUCUCUCUCCUCCACAGGCUGUUUAUAUCUUGAUAGCUUUAAAUUUCAACCCUUGGAUGAAGAGAGAGAGGGAUUAAUCUCAACUGUUUAGGCUACUCUCCCUCCUAGGGUUUGGUCUUCUCCCCCUCUCCUUGGAUGGUUGGCCAUCCCCUUUCCUUGAUGGCUAGGUGUGCCCCUUCCUUGGAUGGCUAAGCGUCCCCCUUCCUUGGAUGAUUGGCUGUCCAGCUUCCUUAGAUGGCUGGCUAUCCACCUUCCUUGCAUGGUUGGUCAUGGCGGCAACCCAUGUGGGAGAGCUGUGGCCUCUCAUAG
Messenger RNA from Spirodela intermedia, 927 nucleotides. NCBI's taxonomy places the organism in Eukaryota, Viridiplantae, Streptophyta, Magnoliopsida, Alismatales, Araceae. The record is from the annotation of a GenBank genome assembly.